UACUCCCUUCUAGGUCACUGGGCGGCUGGCCCCGGCAGGCAAGGGUUAAUCUGCUCCAGCUCCCUCGCACCGCAGACGUCACCAGGGCUCGAGCAGAAGAGGAGGGGGCGCAUGGGGGGGCUUGUGAGCCCGCGCGAAGGAGCUGCACCAACCCCAGCCCCGGCGCCGCGUCCCCCCGGAGCCCAGCCCGCCGCCGCCGCCGCCGCCGCCGCGCGCCGGCGCCGUCAGCCGGCCCAUCUGCGAGCUGGGAGCAGCAGCAGCCGCGGCGGCAGCAUUAGCAGCAGCAGGACCCCCGCCGUCCAACCUGCGCCUUGGCCUCGUCCAUGACCUCCGUGCAAAGUUUCACCAAGGACAUUGCUCUCCUGCUCAGACACCUGAGACAGGCCGCCUGAAGGGAACUGCUGACUUGGCCAGGAGCAUCUGGAAGCCUCCCUCCCCCAAUUUCUCUCCCCCUUCCUCGCUGCAGGAUCCUCCCAGCUGAUGAAGCAUCUCACGAUCCACAUAGGACUCUAGGACUCCUUGCUGUAGACAUUACCCAGACACCAUAAACAGAGGUCUGCCGCCAUGGGCAACCUGAUCAAAGUGCUGGGUAAAGAUUUAGAAAACUGUCCUCAUUUCUUCCUGGAUUUUGAAAGUGUGUCACAUGGGGAAUCUUCUUAAAGUGUUGACUUAUAAUGAGCAUGACCAAGGCCCUAAUUUUUUCCUUGACUUUGAACAUGCUCAGCCCACGGAAGCCGAGACUGCUGUCUGGAACCAGGUGAACGCUGUUCUGGAGGAGGCCCAGACCAUCCUGGCAGAACUGAAGUCCUACACUGGUGCUGGCCAAGAGAUCCGAGAGGCGAUCCAGAACCCCAGUGACCAGCAGCUUCAAGAAAAGGCCUGGCGUGCUGUGUGUCCUCUUGUGGCGAAGCUGAAACGGUUUUAUGAGUUUUCUCUUAGGCUUGAGAAUGCCUUGCGGAGCUUGCUGGAGGCCCUGACCAGCCCUCCCUAUGCCCCCACCCAGCACUUGGAGAGAGAGCAGGCCUUAGCCAAGCAGUUUGCAGAAAUCCUGCACUUCACCCUCAGCUUUGAUGAGCUCAAGAUGACCAAUCCUGCCAUUCAGAAUGAUUUUAGCUACUACAGAAGAACCAUCAGCCGAAAUCGAAUCAACAAUUUGCAACUGGAUGCAGAGAGCGAGGUCAACAAUGAGAUGGCCAACCGGAUGUCUCUCUUCUACGCCGAGGCUACCCCAAUGCUGAAAACUCUGAGCAGUGCCACGACCAAGUUUGUUUCAGAGAACAAAACUCUCCCAAUAGAGGACACGACUGACUGCCUGAGCACCAUGGCCUGUGUCUGCCGAGUGAUGCUGGAAACUCCGGAAUAUCGCAGCAGGUUCACUAACACUGAGACCCUCCUCUUCUGCAUGCGGGUGAUGGUAGGGGUCAUCAUUCUCUAUGACCACGUCCACCCAGUGGGGGCAUUCGCUAAGACCUCCAAAAUAGACAUGAAAGGAUGCAUCAAGGUUUUGAAAGAGCAGCCCUCCAACAGUACAGAAGGCCUUCUCAAUGCUCUGAGGUAUGGCAGCUCCAAAGGUGCUCCCGUGCCCACCGGAGGUCCAGUGUGGCUCUUGACCAGGCACUUUGGGUGCUGGAACUGCAGGUGGUCAGCCAUUGCCCUUCUGGGAAGCUUCAUGAGAAUAGCAGGGGAGAACUUUCACGGGAUGAAAUUGGGAAGAAUACAGAACAGAGAUGUUUGACUGGGAGAGAUUAACUGUGUAGAAGUACUACCUAUCUGAUUAGGUAGAAAACUAUUCUUGUUUUGCCCAAAUAUGAAUAAAUAUUCCCACUUCCCAGGAAAUGAAGCUUUCUUAAGGUAAGAGUUGGUCUGGGUCCUGGCUUCUCCCCACUCCAUCCAGUGGAUGCUUUGGUGCCACAAAUGAUUUACAGUUCAAUUCAACAGGAACCUGUUAGCUUUGUUUCUCCUCACUUCUAUCACAGGAAAGACCUUUUCCUGAAGGCCUCUGAUGGUGAAACAGAGGCCGGGGUGCACUGUACGCAUCAAUCCGGAGCUCGGUUCUCAGCUGUAGAGGCCUUUCCUGAAGGCCUCUGAUGGCGAAACGGAGGCCAGGGGGGCGCCGUGCAUGAGCGGUGGCAAGUGGCCGCUGAAGAAGUGGGCUGGCGAGGCAGGUGUCGGGGCAUGGGAGGCCUGGGUGCAACGGUAAAUGGAUGUGGGGCAUGUGGGGCAGCUCCACCCUCCCACCCCCACCUUAGCUUGAUUUU
Messenger RNA from Crotalus tigris (Tiger rattlesnake), 2258 nucleotides. Its product is annotated as CYFIP-related Rac1 interactor A-like. Gene Ontology annotation, biological process: regulation of actin filament polymerization. The record is from RefSeq and is a predicted model, not a curated record. Lineage: Eukaryota; Metazoa; Chordata; Lepidosauria; Squamata; Viperidae. Gene Ontology annotation, molecular function: small GTPase binding. The transcript is spliced from 12 exons. The coding region runs from base 644 to 1735 and encodes 363 amino acids.